Messenger RNA from Rotaria sp. Silwood2, 1701 nucleotides. Lineage: Eukaryota; Metazoa; Rotifera; Eurotatoria; Philodinida; Philodinidae. The record is from the annotation of a GenBank genome assembly.
AUGUAUUUUUUUAAUUGUAGGAUACAUUCCGGUGCGAUUGUUGCUGGUGGAAUUUCACAAGGAAAAAGUAGUUCCUUAAAAAUUGAUUUCCAUAUUUUGAAAUAUUUUCGUACUGAUAAACAUAAACGUGAUUUUGUAUCAGCUGGUGCUGCAGCUGGUGUUGCUGCAGCUUUUGGUGCUCCUGUUGGUGGUGUUUUAUUUGCUUUAGAAGAAGGUGCAAGUUUUUUUAAUCAACAAUUAACAUGGUUUAUUUUUUUUGCCUCAAUGGCAUCAACAUUUACUUUAAAUUUUGUUAUGAGUGCAAUUGAUGGUCAUUUUGGUGAUUUAUCAUCACCAGGUUUAAUCAAUUUUGGACUUUUUAAAGAUACUCCAUAUAUGUGGUUUGAAUUACCUUUAUUUAUUUUAAUGGGUUUUAUUGGUGGUAUAUUUGGUGCGUUAUUUAAUCAAUUAAAUUUACGUUUAACUAAAUUUCGACAUCACUAUAUAAAUAAAAACUGGUUAUUAGUUAUUGAAUUAAUACUUGUUGCAGCAACAACGGUUGUUAUAGCAUUUCUAUUAAUUAUUGGAACAAUGAAUGAAUGUCGACCGAUUAAAACACAACUAGAACUUAAUUCACCUACAAUACAAUUAUACUGUCCUGAUGGACAAUAUAAUACAAUGGCAACAAUAGUUUUUAGUACGCCAGAACAAGCUGUUAGAAAUUUAUUUCAUAGUGAAAUAGGAACAUAUAAUCCAUGGAGUUUAUUAAUUUUUUGUAUUAUUUAUUUUUGUUUAACUUGUUGGACAUAUGGAGUCAUUGUUAGUUCAGGUCUUUUCAUUCCAACUCUUUUAAUUGGUGCCUCGUGGGGUCGAUUAGUAGGAAUUAUUAUGCAUACAAUAUUUCCGUCAAGUGUUCAAUAUUUUGAUUCUGGAAAAUAUGCUCUAUUUGGAGCUGCAUCACAACUUGGUGGUACCAUGAGAAUGACAAUAAGUCUUGCAGUUAUUUUAAUCGAAGCUACUGGUGAUAUUGUACUUGGUCUACCAAUUAUGAUUGUACUAACAGUAGCUAAACUUACAGGUGAUUAUUUUAAUGAAGGAAUUUUCGAUAUACAUAUUGCUUUACAAAGUGUACCAUUUCUACCAUGGGAAUCUGAAGUAUUUGCAUCUCAACUUUCAGCAUUAAGUAUUAUGUCAACACCAGUGAUUCAAUUAAAAACUGUUGAAAAAGUUGAAAAUAUUUAUCAAAUUUUACGUACUGAAAGUCAUCAUGGUUUUUCAGUUGUUGAUCAUCAUACAGAUGAAAGAAAUGACCAUCGGGCUGGUACAUUUCAAGGUAUUAUUUUACGUCAUCAACUUAUAACAAUGUUAAGAAAACGAAAUUUUAUUUCGUUCAAUGAUUGUCUUCGUGAUUAUUUAACAAUGGAUGAUUUUCGUGAAAGUUAUCCACGUCAUCCACCAAUUGAAAGUGUUCAUUUAACUAAUGAAGAAGGCGAACUUUAUUGUGAUUUAAGACCGUAUAUGAAUUUAGCUUAUACUGUUUCACAUCGUUCAACACUUCCACGUAUAUUUUCAAUGUUUCGAGGUCUUGGUUUACGUCAUUUAGUUGUUGUUAAUGAUAAAAAUGAAGUUGUUGGAAUGAUAACACGAAAAGAUUUAGCUCGAUUUCGUAUGACACAUAAAAAAGGUCAUACAUCAAUUCAGGAACUUCCUAUAUCGCAUUAA